Molecule: messenger RNA, 1090 nt
Organism: Leguminivora glycinivorella
Lineage: Eukaryota; Metazoa; Arthropoda; Insecta; Lepidoptera; Tortricidae
Exons: 2
Coding region: 588-983 (131 amino acids)
Source: RefSeq, a predicted model, not a curated record
UUUGGGGGGCGACAGGGAGUCAAGAUUUAGGGAGUCAGUUGGGCAAGAAAGUUGCGGUAUAUUAUGAAAAUGGUGUUACUAAAUGGAUGAACUAAGUGUGAAAUAGUGUAACACGAAGAUUACCUUUCGACGCGCCGAUGAUGGGACUGAAUCGCUGGUCACCGUUGAAGACCUCGGGCUGGAUUCUGGCUGUCCUUUGUCGCUCGCUAGAAAGUAGGCUAAGAACCGUUACCUCUAGUCGUUCAACUUAGCCCUCGAUUCUGCCGCUCGACGGUCUCCGGGCCUCUCCUGAUACACUACACUGAUUCUAGCUAGUUUAAAUGUUUGGCAGUAGCACUUUUACUGAACGGCGCGAAAGUUAGUAACGAAAGCGAUAGCGAGAGAUGUGCACUGGUAGUCGUUCGGUGACAGACUGACUGUCAGUUUUCAACUGACAGCGAUUCAAAAAUGUUAGUGUUGCCACGACAAAUGCAAAAUAAUCCUAUAAAAUGAAAAAUGCAAGGUCAAAGCUGAACAUUCCGCCCACCAAAAUGCAUUGUAUUUUUACCAAGCCGAAAUAAACGACAAAAACUUAAAACUAAACAAAAAUGGACGACACAAGUCUAGUGACCUACAAAGAUCACAGCGGUAUUGGGCACAACUUGACCACAGGCCGCUUGUACAGUCCUGUGGCAGUGCGCACAGUGACCACACGACAGAUCCCGUCAGAUCCGGGGUGUGUGUCAAUGAUGCGGCCCAAGGGCCACUUCAUUGGACUCGUUUGCUCGUUUACAACGAGCACGAGCGUGCCGACUUGGACGUUAGGAUGUUUGUCGUGCCACUUCAUCCUCUGCUGGAGAGUAUGCAUAUACUCCUUCGACCACUUGCUCCAGAAGUCCUGGUGCAUCUUCUGUAGCAACUUCCAGCGUUGGAGAGGGCCGACACGAACGUCUGACAGGUCUUCCUCGGGCACUAUCGACAAGGGUUCCGUGGUGAGGAAGUGACCUGGAGUCAGAGCUGAUAGGUCGUUUGGAUCAGAGCUGAGAGGAGUGAGUGGCCUUGAGUUGAGCAGAGCUUCAACUUGGCUCAAGACCGUCGAGAAUUCCUCAUA